UCUUGUGAAAAUCUGCCUUAUACUAGCAGGAUAAAACGCAAAUACUGGUUCGAAAUUACAGUAUAAUUAACAAAAAUUAAACAUGAGUAGCGAAGAAGAGAUUAAACAGAACUAUUCGGAUCAUUUGAAGGCUAUUCACUAUCAUAAGGAAAUUACCGAUUUUUUUCAUACUCAUAAAGAAGUCUUCCAAGAGGCUUGGGAUCUCAUCUACGACGUCGUAAGCUCGGAUAAAUACAAAGGUUCUAAACUGCUGGACAUUGGAAGCGGAGCUACAGUCCAUAACAUAGCAGGUGCUAGUAUUUUCUGCCCAAAUAUAGUCCUAAGUGAUUAUGUCGAGGACAACUGCACCGAAUUGCGAAAAUGGCUGAAAAAGGAAUCGUUCUUGGAUUGGUCUGAGCAGCUGAAUGAAGCAAUAGCUGUUGGAAAACGCAAAGGGAUUUUGGAUUUCAAUGGCGUCGACAUUGAAGCACAAAUUCGCAAAUCUGUCAAAAGUGUUGUUCAAUGUGACGUUCUCCGUGACGAUAUCGUGCCCCUCGAAGAAUUGACAUCAGUUGAAACCAAACCACCUUACGACGUGAUCUUAUCGUGCCUGUGCCUUCAAGCUGCUGCUCCCGAUUAUGAUGCAUACAUCGCCACACUGAAGAGGAUCAAUAAAAUGCUCAGACCAGGUGGCGGGCUGAUAGUUUGUGAUUUUGCAAAUGCUGAUGAAUAUUGGACCGCAGGGAAUAAGAAGUUUCACUAUCUGAACCUGAGUUUAGACGAAGUAUCUGAAGCUUUUCGACGAGCUGGAUUCAGAGUGGUCAAAGUUCAGAAGUUUACACCAGAUGAACAGAAGCAUUAUUUUAAAUUUGGAACUUCUUUCUGUUGCUUUGCUGAGAAACUAUAA
Uloborus diversus is the source of this 886-nucleotide messenger RNA. RefSeq names its product nicotinamide N-methyltransferase-like. The transcript is spliced from 3 exons. Gene Ontology annotation, molecular function: N-methyltransferase activity. Gene Ontology annotation, cellular component: cytosol. The record is from RefSeq and is a predicted model, not a curated record. NCBI's taxonomy places the organism in Eukaryota, Metazoa, Arthropoda, Arachnida, Araneae, Uloboridae. The coding region runs from base 83 to 886 and encodes 267 amino acids.